Pyrus x bretschneideri (Chinese white pear) is the source of this 1583-nucleotide messenger RNA. Its product is annotated as LOB domain-containing protein 36-like. The transcript has 5 exons. The coding region runs from base 304 to 1185 and encodes 293 amino acids. The record is from RefSeq and is a predicted model, not a curated record. Lineage: Eukaryota; Viridiplantae; Streptophyta; Magnoliopsida; Rosales; Rosaceae.
GCCGUGGUAACGCCCCCCCUCCCUCUCUCUCCUCUCUCUCUCAUCAUUUUUCUUUUUAUAUAAUCUUAAUUUCAUUUUUUUUCUCAUAUCUUCGAAAUAAUAAAAAUUUGUGUUUUUCCAUUCUCUCUACUUCUUCUGUUUGGGAUCCUGCGAAGAUCGGAUCGAGCGCUCUCUCGCUCUCACAGGUGUUUGAUGGACUUUGACGGCUUGGGGAGAGAGAGAGGGCGGAGCCAUCGACUGUGAUCGGAGCAACCUCUGCUGAUUAAGUAAAAAAUCGAAGGUGGUUAAUUUUUUAUUAAAAUAAUGUCGUCGUCGUCAAACUCUCCUUGCGCAGCGUGCAAAUUUCUACGGCGGAAGUGCACGCAGGAGUGCGUCUUCGCGCCCUACUUCCCACCUGACAACCCCCAUAAGUUUUCCAAAGUCCACAAGGUCUUCGGUGCCAGCAAUGUCGCCAAGAUCCUCAACGAACUCAGCGCUUCUCAGCGUGAUGACGCCGUCAACUCUCUGGCCUAUGAGGCGGAGGCCCGCCUUCGCGACCCCGUCUACGGCUGCGUUGGACUCAUUUCCAUCCUUCAGCAGCGGCUCAAGGAAGUCCAGGCCGACCUUUUCAAUGCCAAGAAGGAGCUCGCCACUUACAUGGGCCCACAAGCUAUGCUCUCCAUCCUCCAGCCGCCAACUUACAUGGCUCAGCAGCUCCAAGGAAACGCUUUUUCCGCCGUUUCGCCGUACAUGUCUCCGAUGAUUGGCAUUCCAACUGGGGCUGCUUCCGGUCAGUUGAUGAUUCGAGAGCCACAGCAGCAGCAGAUUUUUGAGGCGCAGCAGUUGGCGGUGGCCGUGGCAGCGAGGGAGCAGCAGGCGCAGGACCAUGUGAGAUUCAACAGUGGGUUUGACUCGUCCCCUGGCUCGGUCACUGUGGGCGGCUUCACUCAGAUGGCCGGAGCGUUGGGCAACGCCGUUUCGCCGUCUUUGGCUCUGGGGUUUGAUAGCGGUCCGUACCACCAGAUUCAGCAGCAGCAGCCUCACCAUAAUCCCCACCUCCACCUGCAGCUUCAGUCUCAGCUGUUGCUCCAAACCCAACUGCCGCAAGGGCAGCAUCAGGCUCAGCAGUCCCAGCAACCCCAGCUGCAGGCAAAAUCCGAUCCGGGAGAGGAAGGCGGUGGUAGGAGUGUGGGUCCCUCUUGCUGAUGCAUUUUUCUUCAGCUCUUCCCUGCCUUCCCGCUUUUUCAUUUAACUAAUUUUCAUUCUAGUUAGCUGAUGAAGAGUGUUUCAGUUUGGCAUGUGUGGAAAAUGAUGAUCCAAGAGUCAAGUGUUUGAUUCUCAACAGUUGAUAAGUAAACGUGAAACUCGUUAUAUAUAUAUUGGUCUGAGCUCUGAUUUCAUAUCGUCUGCAUGCAUACACAGCUGGAGAUCCUAAUGUUAUCAAUUUUGAGUUUUGAAGAGAGAGAGUAGUUUUGAUUGGAGAGGGCAGGAGAGGAGAGACAUAUUUCCAAAGAGUACGUAGUAGAGAUGUUGGAGUACAGUUUAAUUAAUUGUAUCUUCUAUUUAAUUAGUAUUUAGUAGUGAUCCAGGACAAUUUAUAUUCA